AUGGUUGUGUGGACAGAGCUGAAAGAGGAGGGAGCUCUGACCGCGUUUCGCAAGACCUACGACAAGACCGUGGCGCUGGGACACCGCCUGGAUAUCGUGUUCUAUCUCCUAAGGAUCGGCCUGUUUUACAUGGAUAACGACCUCAUCACGCGGAACAUCGAAAAAGCAAAAAGUCUCAUAGAAGAAGGGGGAGACUGGGACAGGAGAAAUCGCCUAAAGGUCUACCAGGGUCUUUACUGCGUGGCUAUUCGAGAUUUCAAACAAGCAGCAGAGCUCUUUCUUGAUACAGUUUCAACGUUCACAUCCUAUGAACUUAUGGAUUACAAAACAUUUGUAACCUACACCGUCUAUGUCAGCAUGAUUGCAUUAGACAGGCCCGACCUUAGGGAGAAGGUUAUCAAAGGAGCAGAGAUUCUGGAAGUUCUGCACAGCUUGCCGGCCGUCCGGCAGUACCUCUUCUCUCUCUACGAGUGCCGUUACGCAGCCUUCUUCCAGUCGCUAGCUAUUGUAGAACAAGAGAUGAAAAAAGACUGGCUGUUUGCACCUCACUACCGAUACUACGUCCGGGAAAUGAGGAUUCACGCGUACAGCCAGCUCCUGGAGUCCUACCGCUCCCUGACACUAGGAUACAUGGCAGAAGCGUUUGGAGUCAGCGUAGAAUUUAUAGAUCAGGAGCUUUCAAGAUUUAUUGCAGCUGGGCGAUUGCACUGCAAAAUAGAUAAAGUAAAUGAGAUUGUAGAAACUAACAGACCGGAUAGCAAGAACUGGCAGUACCAAGAAACCAUCAAGAAAGGAGAUCUGCUGCUAAACAGAGUUCAGAAACUUUCCAGAGUAAUUAAUAUGUAAUUUUGUUUUUAAGCAAGGGAAGGGAAUGCAAAAUUUAGAUGUUUAAAAAAGUUUUGGAAGUAACCUAUAAAUAUAUUGUAUAACUUGUUAUACUGUAGGUAAGGAAAUUACUAGUGAGAGAAGUAGUGUUUUUACAGUCCACUUCAUUAUGUACAACAAUGUUCCAUUUUGGCAUAUGGAUCCCAGUUCAUUUAUUAAAUGUAUGAUACAGUUGAUGAUCUUUUGUA
Messenger RNA from Tinamus guttatus (white-throated tinamou), 1073 nucleotides. NCBI's taxonomy places the organism in Eukaryota, Metazoa, Chordata, Aves, Tinamiformes, Tinamidae. The record is from RefSeq and is a predicted model, not a curated record.